Mytilus californianus (California mussel) is the source of this 1248-nucleotide messenger RNA. Its product is annotated as AAC-rich mRNA clone AAC4 protein-like. The transcript is spliced from 3 exons. Bases 324 to 926 code for a protein of 200 amino acids. Lineage: Eukaryota; Metazoa; Mollusca; Bivalvia; Mytilida; Mytilidae. The record is from RefSeq and is a predicted model, not a curated record.
AUGCGGGUAGAAGGUAUUUCAUCACUCAACUGAAAUUCAUGUAAAAAGACAAGGGACCAUACCGCUAGACCACCGAGCCAAACCCAAAAUGAUCAACAACCCACCACGCCACCGUAAGCACCGACGAGGGUCGUCCAAAAUGAUGUGGAAUUCCUCGCGACAUCGUUUUUUCUCCAACUCGCCUCACCAUCGGGUCUCCCCUAAAUGCCGGCCUCAACAAGAAGAGUGGGAUAUUUUACCGAUCCACAUCUGUGCAUGGGGAAGUGAGCUUGACGGCAGGAAGAAAACAAGAUACAUUUAAGUUUCAGUUUGAACCAUUUAAUAUGUAUAUAGGAGAAAAUUUCAAUGUUCAUUUUCAUGAAAAUUUCAAUUUUUGGAAAUUCUUAGAAGAUAAUUCAACAGGCGGACUGAUACAUUCAGAUUUCAUCCCAAAUAAGAAAUUCACAGAAAUGAUGAUUUCAAAUUCUGCCAAGCGGAUCCGAGACGUGCCAAAUGCAGGCGGAAAUUCUGUUAUAUCAGAAGUGUUAUCUUUCGAGUUCCUCAAUAAGGCAUGCCAGGCUGAAUUACUGAAGACCGAGAUGGAAGUUAGUUAUUUUCCAGAAGGAGGUUCAAUAACUGACUACGUAUGUAAAAUUUUCGACAAGAAAGUGGGCGUGUCCGUAACCAGGGCAAUGAAGUACAGAGGGCAAUACACAGAAGAAGACGCCCACCAUUUACUGACUAAAAAACUAAAAGGAGUAAUUCAGUCAAGUAAAAACUCUAUGGAAAAAUGGAGCAAACAGAUUUUACACGUCUGGGUACCAAACAAACACACCGCUAACACGAUUACCAAGGUCUACAACCAGCUGUCUGCUAAUAUCCGCUCUAACACUAUCGUCAUGGUAACCAGGUCAUCUUGUUCAUCAUAUAUUUAUACGAAUGGAUGACAACACACAACGAGCUUCCAAGAAGAGUAUAAGCAACCAAAUUAUCACAAGCUAGCUCUCUUUGCCGUGUUUAUGAAUUGAGUUAAUCACUGAUUUAGUGAAACUCGGAAACAAAGAAGAACUUGGCUCGGUAUGUAGCAUUCACCAACCGAAUCAUUCGACCUCCGAAAAGAAGUUUUAUGUCGGAUUUGAAAAAAAAGUCACCAAUAAGUAUUACGGGGUGACAUGAACGAAUUCUCAAUCCUAACGUUAAUGAAAAAUACAUGACAUGUAUCAUUGUAACAUUGAUUUAUUGAAUAUAAAUAAAAGAUCAUUUUGGGAA